GAAGGACGAAUCAAAAGAGCCCAUCGUGGAGGUGCGGACGGAAGAGGAACGGACUCCGAAUCACGACGGAGGCAAACACACAGAACCGAACGAGACCACCCCGCUCACUGAGCCAGAGAAAAACGCCGUAGAAGAAAAGCCGGCCGUCCCCGCCACGGACGCCAACAACGCAGCCCCUGCAGAAGUGAAGACGGUCCCCAACGAAGCCACACAAACAAAUGAAACUGAGAGCAAAGCAUGAUGGGCAUUGGGGGCCAAAAGCAGAGCAGACGGAAAUUUAAACAAAACGAAAAAAAAAUUUGACAGAACAGCUUCACCUGAGCAUUUAAAACACAAAAAAUACACAUCUCAUUCCUCUAGUGUCUUUGCCUUUUUUAAAUGAAAACAGACAAAAAAAAUGCAUACAAUGGGGAAAAUGUGUUUGGUUAUUACGGGGGGAUUGUUUUUAUUAGGGCUCAGUUUUUUAUUUUCCUGGGUUUUGUUUGUUUGUUUAUCGUUUGGGUAGGUUUGUAGAAAGGAUCUUACUUCAUGUGCACUUGCUUUUAAGAGGAAAGGAAAUCCCCCCUCCCUUUCCCCCCACCCCCUUCUCCUACCACAUCUUUGAGGAUGGACCUCCGGGGUCUCUCGUAGAACAGCAGACAGUCCGUGCAAAACACCCGUCUCAAUGAACCCAAACUAGCGACUGCAAAUUUAGGGAGAAUCAGAAACAGAAUGAGCAAUCUUUUAUUUUUAUAUAUUCCAGCUAAGUUGAAAAAAAAAACC
Thamnophis sirtalis is the source of this 762-nucleotide messenger RNA. NCBI's taxonomy places the organism in Eukaryota, Metazoa, Chordata, Lepidosauria, Squamata, Natricidae. The record is from RefSeq and is a predicted model, not a curated record.